CAUCUUUUUUCCCCUCUGAAAAUGAGAAUUAUGGGUACUUUUAUAGCUUACCAUAAAGUGUACAACCAAGAAGAUGGUGUGUUCACUUUAGCAGACUUGUGGUGAAGCAGUGUAGUUAUUUAUCCAGCUGAAUGUAAUCUUUUUGGGAGGCAAAUAGCUCCUUUGGUGCCUGAGGAAGCUGCUGUGAUUACUGCUGCUGUGACGUGUAGGAGCUAUCAGUCUCUGUCAUCUGUCUACAUUUAUUAGCAUGAUAUCUAAUGGGGUGGCUGAUCUUAGACCACAACUCUGGCUACAGGUCUGUGCAAAUGUGCGUGUGCAACUUGACCCCAUCUGAAUUCUCCAUAAGCCACACGGUUGCCUAGAAACAUCAGGAGGGCAGCAAAUUUAACUUCCAUAAUAUUAUGCCAAAGGAAAGAAUGACCUCAGGCCCAAACAUACUGUUCCUUUUUUUGGCCUUACAAGGGCAUCUUCACAUUAUUCCAGUCAGAAGUAUGUCCUUGGGGAAGGAAGUUUUCAUAUCUCAUACUCAUGUAUGCAGACGCUCCUGAGGAUAAUUAUGAUUUACUAGACAAAAAAAUUGACCUAAUUUCCAGUGAACUUUUUAUCGAAUGUUUUUACUAUAUCAACUGCUAACAGUAGCUUUAAUUGUAACUGAGGUUUAAGUGGGAAAGUGCCACACUGUUCUCUGCAAAUAAUACAAAAGGAUUUUUCCACUUCUUUUCUGAAUAUCCUUUAAGUUUUUUGCUCAACUGAUAGUUUCUUAAAAAAGUAGGAAAACUCUUUUUUCCGGGUCUGGGUACAGUAUGAGUGACGGAAGUACAAUGGAGCAAAACUGUGGUUCUCCUGUCAAGGUACGCCGUUGAGGGAGAAUAUCACAUGCUAUCUAUGUCACGGUCUGGCUGGCAGACCGUGGGGAGAUGGGGAAAUAGGACCCAAACGCUGGACUCUUCAGUGCAACAGUGUUUAUUUACAAGGUGGUGAAGUAAACAACAAUAAAUCCCCAGUUUCCCAGGCUCCUGUGUAGUGGCUUCUUCCCAAAAGUCCCUGUGUAGUGCUCUCUGCCCCAGUGUCCCUGCUCACUGCUCCUUCUCGUCCCACACUCCUCCUGAGGGGAAAACAAUAGAGGCAGCCGUUACAACUUAUCCCAGCAGGCAGGCAUACACUCACACUUGACUUGACUUGCUUGAAGACUGCCAUAUAGUCAAACGCAAUACUCCAGCGUCGGUGGAAGCUCCAUCGCUCAUCUAAAUAGCUCCCCCGACGAGCCCAGAUGAGGAGCAGGUGUGCGGCCAGUACUUCGGGUGUGGCCAGCCCUCAAGUUAGGCCACGCCCCCCGGGGCUGAAGGUGCCUGUAACUUGGCCACAGCAGAAAGGCGAUACACACACACAUACCUGCCUACAUACAGAUGUGCACAGGGGCAGUGCAGACAACACACCAAAUAAUAAUAAUAAUAAUAACAACAACAACAACAACAACAACAACAAAAACAGUCAUCGUCCCCACUGCCCACGGACCCCGAGUCCCCAGACAAUCUAAACUGAUCUUGUCUGUAGAGGCUGGUGACAGACGCUAAAUGAUAUCCCAAUCGUUCCUGCUCCACAACGGAUUUUUAAGUUACAAAGGCUUGAAUGACACUCUAACACCUUCCAAUUGGUGUCAACUUUCUAAUACUUGUAUUGUGUGUAACUAUCAGUAGUGGAACUGCAGUUUAUAUGUCUGCUAAUUAACCUUUCUAUUGCUUCUAAUUCUCCCAUCUUUUCUUUACAUAUCAUUUAGAAAGAAUCUGCUUAACAUACCCAGUUAACUGUUGGAAACCUUAAAGAUAACUCCUAUUGACUUCUUGUUAGCAUGUUGUAUUAGUACAUAGGCUUGUUUAUUCCUACAGUCAUGUGAUUAGUUGAUUACCUUGAUUACCUUAAUGCUAAAUGCUGUUGCACUGUCCAAAGAUGAAACCACUAUGACAAAAUAUGUUAUGUUCACUUUGGUGAAAUUUAAUGAAGCAAAUCACAUACAAGUUCAGAACAGUGUCAGUACAUCACAUCUGAAUAAUUUGAGUUUGUCUGAUUAAAGAAGUAUUGAAUCAGACAAACUCUCUUUGGUGAGGAGGUUUGUAGCAGAAGUGUUUUUACAGCUCUGUGGCAGCACCUGUAUUGCCCACAACCUAUCACCCAUUUUUCACCAUCCCCACCACUUUCUCAACUCUCUUCACUCUUCACACUGAAUAGCCAUUUUUUGUUAUAAAAAUAUAUGGAAAGUGGAACGGUGCUUCCACUCUGUCCUCCUACACAUUUAUUUCUGACAUCACGGUGUGUCACACUCAAACUUGUGAUGCUCAUGAAGCCCUGUCACCGUCCCCUGAAACAUGUCAGGAUGUUGACACUGUUUUUCUAUCAUUAGCACAGCAACAAUAGCUCUGCUGCAGAAUGGGGUCUUGCGUCUUUAAAGGCAAAUUUCUCUGCUAGCCGUCUCACACCGAUGCUGUGUGUUGCAUGUGUUGUUACAUGCCAAGAACACAGUUGUUGGGGGUCAUGGAGUUAGAUGCGGUAGCUGCUGAAGUUUUCAAACGUGCCUCCCUCUGCGUGAGAUUUGACUGAUGGUGAAAUCAGUAAAGCCGUUUCAUAUUGACAGAGUACAGGGAUGACAAUGCCUAAAGAUGGUGCAGCUGCUUUUCCAGUGAAGUCAAAGAUCAGAAAAACCUGCAGCUCUCUUUGAGCUCAUAGAGCUGUAUACAGUUUCUGCUUGUUGUUUAUAUGUUUUAUGCACAGCAAUACAAAUCUUUUUCAGAAAAAAAGCUCUAAGAUCCCUCUGUACACUAGCAGCUAAUCAAAGUUAGAACAGAGACUGGAGCUAAUUGGUAAACAUAUAGCUAAUCUGCAGCAGUUAGCAGUGUAAGACCUACACAUAUUCUCAUUGCUGGCCGAGAACAAAAUGAUUAGAAAAAUCUGUUAAUAUCAGAUUUAUCUCAUGACACAUUACUCCCACAUUAUUGCUAGGAAGUUGCCUCCAAGUGACCACUCUUGCUGUGUUUGCAGUUUCGAAACGCUAUGGCUUCUAAACACAAAAUGUUUCCACGGUGGUAAAUGUAGGACUUUGGUUUGUCAUCCAUCUCUGUAUGUUUCAGAAGAGACAUUCCUCUUGGUUCUGGCUGUGAGCUUUUCUUUGAACAGUGCUGAAUGGAGGAAUGGUCGCAACAAGGUUGGGCUUUAGGCCAGAAUGCUUGCUGAGAAGGUCAUUCAGAUCUCUUACCCGCAGUUAGCACUGUCAAGGAAUGGCUUUAAUGCUCAUUGUGCUAAACAACUCUCAGGUGUCAGUGGAAGCUUUGUAGUGAAUGAUGCGGGAUGAUAUCAAAGGGGAUGGAUUAAAGUUGUAUCUACUUGAUAUUAAUGACAGUGGAAACCCUAGUUUAUUUUGGUAAGGUAAAACCACAUAAGUAAAUCAAGUACUCAUAAACAGAAAAGCUCUAAAGUUGCUUGUACGAUGAAUAGAUCUUAAAAUCUGGCAUCCAGUUAACUUUAGAAAAGAGAUAAAGUCAAUUUUUCUUCUCUUGGUGCAAUUCAAAUGACACCUCACAUCAUAACAAGUCAAACCAAAUAAACAAAUCCCUACGAGAUGGAACACACACACACAAAGCUCAGUGUAAGCAUACCACUAGAAUCACUCAGGCUUUCACAAAAAUAAAUCCUUCAAGGUAAAGACCAAAGCUGGACUUUAUGGAUCACUUAUGAAUAGCGUGACCAGGUGUCCCUCUGUAUGAACAGCAUUUUUAUCCCUUGUUCCACAUUUUGACUGGCAAGUGCAAGAUGUGCCCUUUUUUUCAGUUAGUUAAUUGUCAGUUAUGGCUCAAAAAAGAUGAUUUUUGAAUGUAUUCCUACUUAAAUCUAACCAGACAGAGCAACAGCAGAAAUAACAGUGACAUAAAUAAAAAUAUAGGAGUAUAUAAAGACUAAUAAACAUGAGACCAUGAGAACAAACUUUCCUUUAUCACAAGAGAGCUGGAAAAGUUAAUUCAACUAAUAUUACUUUGGCCAUUAACAUGUUGAAUGCAAAUUUGGUAAUGUGCACAGUUUGGUGUAUUUUUAUUUUUAAGUUGGACAUGAAAAAUUUCAGCAUUGCUAAGGUUUCCCACGCUGUCCCAGAAGAACAUGCUUCACACGUGGAUUUUUAAAGAAUCCACAUUAAAAAUAGGCGGCUAUGUCAUGCUAAUGUUAUCUGUGGAAUGCCCUGCAUUUAGACUCAGACUGACAUAGAGGACAAGAGGGUUGUGUCUGGAGAGUAAAGUAUGCAGUUUCAAAAUCUGCUUCAUGUAAAAGAAACAAUAGUAAUACUAAUAAUCAUUAUUUAUAGAAUGCUGUGCAAAACAAAUAUACAAGUUUUCUUACAUACUCUACCCCAAAGAGGACAAACUGGAGGAUAAUUUGCAAUUUAUGAGCUGUGAAAUCCUGUCAAAUUAUUUAGACAAGCUUAAAUUACUUAAUAGAUCAUGUGGGAAAUUCUGGUUUUGUGACUGUUGUGAUUCCAGUUUGUAAAGAUCAUUUUCACAGAACAGAGCAGCGCAGGAAGUCAUGACUGAAGCAAUCGGCACCAUUUUCGGUAUACAAACAUACAGUUCCAGUUGUGUUAAACAAGCUAUUGCUGUUCUCUAGCUCCAUAAUUGUUCCAAAAAGUUUUACUCUACUCUGUUGGAUCAGUUUAAGUCAACUGCAGCCAGAUUAUUCUGGCAUAAAUCUCUGUCUGAUUAGCUCAAGAGUUUGAGCAUGGCAUUAUCACUACAUGGAUAAUGAGGUGGGGGGUUUCUUAAUGAACCUUAAAUCUUACUGUAAGAUUUAAAAUAUGUGUAAAAAGAAAAAGAAAAUACAACAAUAUACAUAUAUACAUUAGUAAAUAUUAAAUUAUUGAUAACAAAAUAGUCUAAUGUAGUUAAACUUUGCAAUAUACUUGCUAACUCACCAAAUGCUUAGUUUGCAUCAGACCUUCUCCGUCACCCUUUAUGGAUUUCUCUCUGUCUAAAAACUAGGUCCACUUUAAGCCUGCCCAGUGUGUGUGGGAUAGGAAUGCUGGGCCCAUGGCUGAGCACAGCCAGCUUCCAGUUUGUUCCCACCCAGCCACUCAUACAGUACCCAUCCUGCUCAGUUUUCUUCUCCACAUGACAGCUCUGUGGUGAGACUGUAACCGCUGUCUCCUCCUGUGAACCCAGUCUUCAGCUCAAUGAUAGGACGUGAGCAGGACGGCAUGGCUGACUUGCUGAUACAGAGCAUGUCCACUGUAUUUAAAGACCAGCGUCCAAAAGAAACUCACAUAUUAUAUGCUUUCUUCAGUCUGUGAGUUUCAGAGAGCAGUGGGAGAAGAAGCCAGAGUGUUUAAUCACUGGCAAUUUCAAAACAAAGCCAAGCCAUAAGGAACGGGCUGCACAAUGACGGAUCCCUGAAACAUCAUGGACAUUAAAUUUGGAUUACGCAGCAUGACUCAGUUUGUCCUGAACACAAUCACAUUGAGUCAAGCUGAUCUUGGCCUCUCAAGAUGGUGCUGAGCUGAAGUAAGAUGGCCUCAGGCAGGAUGGCAAGUCCUCAGAGCAGCUCCAGGCAGAGCAGCUCACUCUCUUCAUCUCCAAUGAGUACCCGUGCGCAGUCUCUUCAGGUUGACUCGGUCCAGCGGUGGAUGGAAGACCUCCGUCACAUGACGGAAGUAGAGUGCAUGUGUGUCCUCCAGGCCAAACCCAUCGGGGUAGAGGAGGACUCUCAGCAGGGAGAGCUGAUUGUGGGCUCUGGGGUUAGUGCAGGGGACCACGUGGCUAGAAACAACUUGCAGACGCUCCUUCGCCGAGCUUUGGUGGUCAGCACAGAGCUAGGAAAGAUGUUUCAGCGGCUGGAGAAGGGACGCUGGCAGAGGGUCCACAGCACGGCUGUACGGGCAAACUGCCAUGUUCGCUCACUGGUACAUGAGUACAGUGCAGCUCGAAACACACCGCUGGAGAUGCAGAAGUAUGAGAAGUCUUUGCUGGAAAAGUGUAUGGAGCUGACUAAUAUUACAGAGAGGUGCCUUCACACUGACGAUGAAUUCUUCCUGAAAUCUAUGAGGGAGGCCAUCCAUGAGAUCCUUACAGAUGUCAGUGACUCGUUCAGCAACAUGAUUGACAUGGCAUUAGCCAAUGAGAUCCGGGUUCUGAUCAAGCAGAUUGAAUCAUCGGACAGCCUUCAUACCAUUGGUAGUGCCAUUAGCAACCUGCUGUCCCUAACCCAGGAUGGACCUCAGCUCUGCAGCAUCAUUGCCAAGGAAGGAGCUGUGGUAGCCCUGUUUAAGAUCUGCAGACAGGACCGCUUCAGAGAUCUCUACGCACACGCUUUAAGAACAGUGGCCUCCAUCUGCUGUGUGGAGGAAGGCAUUAACCAACUGGAAAAGGUGGACGGGAUCCUGUGCCUGGCAGACAUCUUGACUGAUGACAGCAGCGUGGAGGCAGCCAGAGCUGAAGCGGCAGCUGUUGUAGCUCAGAUCACUUCGCCUCACCACACAUCCACUCAGCACCUCGCCAGCUUCCUGGAGAGCAUGCACGACAUUGUCACGGCGCUCAUCAAGUUGUGUGAGACCGCAUCCUGUGGGGAAGUGUUCCUCCUGGCGUCGGCUGCCUUGGCCAAUAUCACCUUCUUCGACAGCAUGGCCUGUGAGAUCCUCCUGCAGCUUAAUGCCAUCCACAUCUUACUUCAGGCCUGCAAAGACCGCCAGAGAGUUGACACACCCUACUCCAAAGACCAGGUGGUGACAAUCUUGGCAAACCUGUCUGUCUUAGAGCAAUGCGCAUCUGAAGUCCUGCAAGAACAAGGUAUAGAAAGACUGCUACUGUUGCUGGGAGAAAAACCAUCCUCUUCCAGUCCAUCAGAGGGCGCUGCCUGUGAGCGUGUCCAGCAGAAAGCUGCCGUCACACUGGCCCGACUGAGCAGAGACCCUGAUGUGGCCCAAACAGCUAUCCAGCUCAAAGCUGUUCCUCGCCUUAUUGAGCUGUGUCGCUCCCCUACUGAGAGAAAUAACAGUGACUCUGUGCUGGUGGCUUGCCUGGCUGCUUUGAGGAGGCUGGCAGCAGGCUGUCCAGACAGCAUCGAGGCAGCCGACCACCAGCAGCUGAUCAAACCACGUCUAGUUGACUCUUUCCUGCUGUGUUCCAACAUGGAGGAGAGCUUUGUAUGAUCCCCUGCACACCAAAUCACCGAGAGUGAAGAACUCUCAUUGUCAGUACAAAACCGCGCGUGUUCUGAAGGAGUGUAUCUGUUUCAUGACUACAGCUUUGUUUGAGUCUAAAUUUCUCGUUCAGUUAAUAGGAAAUAGCUGAAUAGAUGCAGAGGACAUAUAAAUGUGUAUAAAUGUGUUGCAUAGUGCAACUCAGUUUUCAGAUUAAAUGCAACAAACAUGUAUGUUGUUUUAGGAAAACGUGGGUCAUUAUUUCAUGUUAUUCCACAGAGAAUUUCAUUAUUUCAUUAAUCAUAACAGUAAGUAUUUGUAUAAGUAGAUGAAACGUUUUGAAAAAAAAUGCAAUGAAAUGCUUUAAAUUUGACCACUGUGCAAUUUUUUUUUACAUUGUUUCUGAAGCGUUUUGACUCUAUAAAAGGUUUCAGAGAAAACUGUCAAUCUGAAAUGUCUAUCAUUUAAGAACUGAGAUUUAGUUUUGGUUUAUUUUUUCCUCAUCUCCUUCAAAUAAUAAACUUUUUCAGUGAGCAACCUUUUUUUAAAAUAACUAAGUAAGUAAAUUAUUACCACUGUCGUGUAUGUUUUUGUUUGCUUUUGUUACAGUCAUGUGAAAAAGAACGUUUUUCUAAGUAAACUAAGCAGCCCUGUAAUUUAAUAGCUUAGUUUAAUAGGAAACAACUCUAGCAGCAAUAACUUAAAGGAUGACUGAAAUAUGAGCUUAUCGGUCUGUCAAAUCAUUGUGGAGGAGUUUUGGUCUAUAGGCAUUUGUUUAUACACAGCUUGCUUAAGGUCCCUCCCACAGUAUUUAAUUUGGGUCGAGGUCUGGACUUUGGGUCACUGCAAGGCCUUGAGCCAUUCCUUUUUGAGCCAUCCUGUUGCUGAUUUGUUGCAGCGCUUGGCAUCAUUGUCCUGUUACAUGAGCCAAUCUUGACCAAGCUGGAGCUGUCAGACAGAGGAGUUUUUGAUCAACUCAGUGAAUACAAGGUCAUUGUUAAUUGAGGAUUAUGGUGAUAAUUACACAUGUAACUAACAGAGAGAAAAAAAAAAAGUCCAUUAAUUAAUUAAGAAACGGGUUAACCGCUAACAGUCAUGGUUAAUUUAUCUUUCAAAGCUCCCAGACAGGCAAUGUAAAGGAACCCAAUUCUCCUAUCUUCAUUGUGUCUUAGUUAAAAGAUGCCAAAAAGAUGCUUUAGCCAGUGCCUUAGUGAAGGUCAUUUUGGUAUUUUUGAAUGCUGUCGCUUAUUGAAUGCUGUAAAAUCUUCUGUUUUGUUACAAAGAAAUAAAUUGUCUUUGGUCAGUGCCUGUUAUGUGCUAUGACAGUACAUGGUAGCACAAGAGUGUAUACCACACAGAAAGAGAGAAAUGUUUUAACCCAGUAGUUCAGAACAGCAGAAUACGUUGUGAAGCACCACAGUCUGUCUUUUCAUCACAUUUUACUGAGGUCAAGAGCAAGAUGUUGUGAAUUUUAGGGCUGUUAAGAGUGCUCUGUAUUUAUAAUAUCUAUCAUUAUAGAAAAUGAAAUCACUAAACAAUAAAUACAAACAAAUGUCUGGUUAA
This is a messenger RNA of Haplochromis burtoni (Burton's mouthbrooder), 8731 nucleotides long. It is a transcript of the gene insc, whose product is annotated as INSC spindle orientation adaptor protein. The transcript has 13 exons. Gene Ontology annotation, molecular function: protein binding; cytoskeletal adaptor activity. Bases 5540 to 7177 code for a protein of 545 amino acids. Gene Ontology annotation, cellular component: apical cortex. Gene Ontology annotation, biological process: apical protein localization; establishment of mitotic spindle orientation; regulation of asymmetric cell division. The record is from RefSeq and is a predicted model, not a curated record. NCBI's taxonomy places the organism in Eukaryota, Metazoa, Chordata, Actinopteri, Cichliformes, Cichlidae.